CCCAAAAUGACAACAACAAGUUCAGCUGGAUGGAAAGUGAUGAAGUGUUAACUUUUGCGUCGUCAAAAAACCUUCGUGUUGCCGGUUAUAAUUUUAAAAUUGGCAAGAGUUACCGAAUAUCUUUGCGAAUUUUAAAAUAAUCCAUAAAUUGGAACGGCAGAAAUGUCUGCAGCGACGACUGCUGGCCCGACGUGGGAAGGGCUGAGAAAAGAAGCCCGUCAGCUUGAGAAUGAAAUUGAUCUGAAACUUGUUGGAUUCAGCAAACUGGGCACUGGAUUGUCUGCAAAUGUUAAGUCGGACAGUGACAAUGCGCCAUUGCUCGGGCCUGACCAUGUUUUUGAAUCAAUGGCUUUGGAGAUCGAAUCGCUUUUGGAAAAGCUUUCAAACUUAAACGAUCAAAUGGCUGAAUUUUCAUCUGCCCAAACUCCAUCAGCCGCCCUUUUGCACACCUUACAGCGACACAGGGAAAUCCUGCAGGACUACAAACAAGAAUUCAGAAAAACGCAGGCCAACUUCACGGCCAGGCGCGAAAGAGAGGAUUUGCUGAAAAGCGUCAGGAAAGAUAUCGAUAACUUCAAGACAUCAUCAGGUCUGAAUAGAAGAAUGGACUUCUAUUUGAAGGAAAAUGACCACAUAAGAAAUUCCGACCGUCUUUUGGACGACCAAAUCAGCAUAGCUGUGGAAACAAGGGACAACUUGGUGGCCCAAAGGGUCAACUUCAAAAGGCUGCAGACCAGGUUCAACGACCUGUCGAACCGGUUCCCCCUGAUCAACAGCCUUCUGCAGAGAGUCAAUCUGCGGAAGCGAAGAGACUCGCUUAUCCUGGGCCUGGUCAUUGGUGGUUGCAUGGUUCUGCUCCUGCUUUACGCCUUCCGUGACACAAAAUUGACCGCCUCAAGCGACACCGAGUCGACUGAUGUGGGCUUGAAAUAAAAUGAAACUUUUCCCCGACGACUUUAUUUAUCAUACCAUCAGCACUAUCUAUCUACGUUCUAAUAGUUUAUUUAAUUAUUAAAUUAUGACUAAGCGUCACUAGUUUGUUGUUACAAAAAUCUAUGAAAUGUAAAUAAAAACUACUAUAUGGCGAUUUAAUACGCAAA
Molecule: messenger RNA, 1100 nt
Organism: Neocloeon triangulifer
Lineage: Eukaryota; Metazoa; Arthropoda; Insecta; Ephemeroptera; Baetidae
Gene: Gos28
Product: Golgi SNAP receptor complex member 1
Exons: 7
Coding region: 163-933 (256 amino acids)
Biological process (GO): endoplasmic reticulum to Golgi vesicle-mediated transport; vesicle fusion
Cellular component (GO): SNARE complex; cis-Golgi network; Golgi medial cisterna
Molecular function (GO): SNAP receptor activity
Source: RefSeq, a predicted model, not a curated record